Molecule: messenger RNA, 2233 nt
Organism: Sinocyclocheilus anshuiensis
Lineage: Eukaryota; Metazoa; Chordata; Actinopteri; Cypriniformes; Cyprinidae
Product: calcium-binding protein 8
Exons: 6
Coding region: 307-1107 (266 amino acids)
Cellular component (GO): trans-Golgi network membrane
Molecular function (GO): calcium ion binding
Source: RefSeq, a predicted model, not a curated record
GUGUGUGUGUGUGUGUGUGUGUAUGCACUCUCAACGGAGCUGCAGAGGCAGGACUAUGCCACCAAGCCACUGUUAUUAUGAGCCCACCGAUGACACCAGAGUGUGACAUGAGGGAGAUGCUGACUGGCUAAAGGGAUGAAUGAACGCAUGAAUGAGUGACUACCUACUCCAGACUGCUGAAAUUUUAACCACGGGGUUCUGGGCACUUUAUGCUGCUCGGGGAGAGGACCAGCACUGGGACGUAGUCAGGCUGUGGCUCUGUGGGACAGCCUGCCGUUGUGCUCUGAGUCCGGAGUGCGCUGUCAGAUGGAGGUCACCGAUCUGGAUCUGGAUCCGGACCCCCGGGCGGAGGGGUCUGAAGGAGAGGGUCCGUGCGUCCCGAGCAGUCCUGGGACAGAGCCUGUUGUGCUUGAGUAUCCUGCAGGGUAUGAUCCGUACGGGGAGAAGAUGCCGUUCCACCAUGUGACGGCAGGAUUGCUGUACAAGGGGAACUAUUUGAGUCGCUCACUCUCUGAACACAGCAACAGCGAACAGCUCGCCAACAUCUCGGUGGAGGAACUAGAUGAGAUCCGGGAGGCGUUCAGGGUCCUGGAUCGGGAUGGCAAUGGGUUCAUCUCCAAGCAGGAGCUUGGCAUGGCCAUGCGCUCACUAGGGUACAUGCCCAGUGAAGUGGAGCUGGCAAUCAUCAUGCAGAGAUUGGACAUGGAUGGUGAUGGACAGGUGGACUUUGAUGAGUUCAUGACGAUACUCGGACCGAAGCUCCUGUCCUCUGAAACACGGGAAGGUUUCCUUGGAAACACAAUCGACAGCAUAUUCUGGCAGUUUGACAUGCAGCGGAUUACACUGGAGGAGCUGAAACACAUCCUUUUUCAUGCCUUCCGAGACCACCUGACGAUGAAGGACAUAGAGAACAUCAUCAUCAAUGAGGAGGAGAGCUUGAACGAGAACUCCGGGAACUGUCAAACAGAGUUUGAGGGAGUUCAUCCCAAAAAGAAGAAUCGGCAGACGUGUGUGCGCAAGAGCCUGAUAUGCGCAUUCGCCAUGGCCUUCAUCAUCAGCGUCAUGCUCAUUGCGGCCAAUCAGAUGCUGCGCAACGGAAUGGAGUAGUGACAUCACUGUGAGCGCGGCGGAGCCUGCAUGUGCAUGUCUGUCGAUGAAGUUGUCAAAAAUUAACCAACAAACUCGAGAAACAAAACCAAACACCUCACUACUGAAAAGAGGAGCUUUUUAUUCUUUUAUUAUUUGUAUUCUCCCGUUACUUUUCCACGCGGACCAAGUGACACAGGAAGUGUACGGCGAGCCAAGCCAGCAUGUUACACGGGGCCUCAUCUCUCAGGCAGGGACUUUAAAGGGCUGACUUUCUGCUUUUCGUGCCACCUCUGUUCCCUAAUGCAAUAACACGCAGGAGUUCAUAAGCCGUCACUGUCUCCUCCGUGGCUUCAGAUAUUUCAACAGGGAUUCGCUGAUGAGCUUCUGCUGGGUUCGGGUCUGCUCUGGAUGUAGGAAGGCAAAAGUAAUUGGCAACUCCUUACACCUUGGUGGAGGGAGAGUUACAGCAUCUACUCCGGAGACUAUUUAUGUCUGCUCUAGCCAGAGUGAUUUUCUGGCUCAGGGGAUGGUGGGAGGCCAGGGAAGGAGCGCUCGUUGUAGUCCAUAAUUAAAUCCAUAGUCAAUCAGCUCCAAAAAUCCAUCGUUUUAAUCAUUUCAAAUGUGUUCUGCGAUUCAAUUGUGUGAUCUUCCUCUUCCUCUUCCUUUCCACAGAAUUGGAACUACCAUCAUUCAUAAGUUGUUUCCAUGUUUGUUCCAACAGUUGUUUUGUUCAUACUGGCGACACACACACAAGUAUAUCUUGAAUGCAUUGUAGGUUGCUUUGGAUAAAAUUAUCUAUCAUAUAGAGUGCUGUGCAGCAGUGACAUCAAAACCCAGAAGAGUAAUUCGCCAUGUGUUCCCUCAAGAUUUUCCUAUGGGUCUUUAUAUUGGGGUUUUUAUAUUUUUGAGGGGGAAAAAUGUGUCGUAAAUUUAAAUUGACAAUACUUGGACAUUUUACUCUACAACAUAAAUUACACACAAUCAUACUGAAAAGUGAAUUUUGAAGCAGUUAUGCUUAUUUUUAAAAAUACAUGUUUGUAAAAAAGUAACUACAUAGUAACUACUUACAAAGAAUGUUUUGGGUGUGGGUGUGUGCAAUUCAUGUUGUACAACAAAACGUUCAUGUAUCGUCAAGUUAUUGUUA